AUGGACAUGGAGGAUUCUGCCGGAGGAGCUCGUAAAGCCACCAAGAGUAAACUGUUUGAGUUUCUCGUCCAUGGAGUGCGUCCAGGGAUGACCUCAGGGGCUCGGAUGCCCCAUCAAGGCGCUCCCAUGGGGCCUCCUGGACCACCAUAUGGAGGAACACCGCCGAUUCGGCCAGGGAUGCCUAACACAGCCCUAGACCCCAACCGAAAACGUCCUGCCCCAACCCAGCCAGUGCAACCUCCCCCCGUCCAGAACCGUUCCAGAAAUGCCAAGAGAAGAAAAAUGGCAGACAAGAUUCUCCCUCAGAGGAUCCGUGAACUGGUGCCAGAGUCCCAGGCGUACAUGGACCUCCUAGCUUUUGAGCGCAAACUUGACCAAACCAUUAUGAGGAAGAGGGUGGAUAUACAGGAAGCCCUCAAAAGACCAAUGAAGCAAAAGCGGAAGCUACGAUUGUACAUUUCGAACACUUUCAACCCUGCCAAACCUGACGCAGAGGACUCUGAGGGCAGCAUUGCAUCCUGGGAGCUGCGUGUAGAGGGCAAGUUGUUGGAUGAUCCUGGAAAACAAAAGAGGAAGUUUUCGUCUUUCUUUAAGAGCCUUGUUAUUGAGCUGGAUAAGGAUCUGUACGGUCCUGACAACCACUUAGUGGAGUGGCACCGCACUGCAACGACCCAGGAGACAGAUGGCUUCCAGGUGAAGAGGCCUGGCGAUGUGAAUGUGCGCUGUACCCUCUUGCUCAUGCUGGAUUACCAGCCUCCUCAGUUUAAGUUGGAUCCUCGCCUUGCACGUCUUCUUGGCAUCCACACUCAAACCCGCUCCUGCAUCAUCCAGGCUUUAUGGCAGUACGUCAAGACCAACAAGCUGCAGGAUUCUCAUGAAAAGGAGUACAUCAACUGUGAUAAAUAUUUCCAGCAGAUCUUUGACUGUCCUCGUCUGAAGUUUUGUGAGAUCCCCCAGCGACUAACCAAUCUACUGCUCCCGCCUGAUCCGAUUGUGAUCAAUCAUGUUAUCAGUGUGGACCCAAAUGACCAGAAGAAGACAGCCUGCUAUGACAUUGAUGUUGAAGUUGAUGAUCCUCUGAAGAGUCAGAUGAAUGGUUUCCUGCUGUCCACAGCCAAUCAUCAAGAGAUUGCAUCCCUAGACAACAAGAUCCAUGAAACUAUUGAGUCCAUCAACCAACUGAAGAUUCAAAGAGAUUUCAUGCUCAGCUUCUCCAGGGACCCCAAGGGCUACAUCCAGGACUGGAUCUGCUCCCAGAACAGGGACCUUAAGCUGAUGACAGAUACAGUUGGAAAUCCAGAGGAAGAGAGAAGAGCAGAGUUUUAUAACCAGCCCUGGUCUCAGGAAGCUGUCAGCCGCUACUUCUAUUGCAAGAUUCAACAACGAAGACAGGAGCUUGAACAAGCUUUGGCAAUGCGAACCACCUAAAAUAUCUCAUUUUCAAAAAUAAGUUGACAACUAGUUUGCUUCACCUGUGGCUUGGUCACUUUUAUUCUGGUGGUCUCCACACUGGGCAGUUUUCUAUGGACAUGAAAGUAUUAGACCCCUUCUCAGUAUGAGGUUUGGACUGAUUUUAACCAAUGAGGGUCACUGAAAAGUGUAAUUAUACUCGUAUUUAAUGUAUGUUUACUGUACAGUUGAAUGUAUAUAACCUCACAGUACAAUGAAUUUAAGAAAGUGGUUUGGAAAUGGCACUUUCACACUGAUUACACACAAAUACAGCAGCUAUCAUAAUUGUUUUUACAUCAGUUUUUUGUCUGAUGUAAUAUACACUGUGUCUUCUGACUUGAAAAGGUAGAAAAUACAAUGAAUGAAACUUUGAUGCCUGGGAAUUUUUGUAACUAUUAAUGUCAUGCUAAAUGUUAGUAUGUAAGUAUCGAUAUUGAAUCUGUCAUGUUUUUUCUACAUGUUUAAAUAUUUUGUCACAUUCUGCUUUCAGCUUUCUCCUUUGUUUUUCUGUCGUUAAAUUUGCACUGUGCAAAAGAUAUGAAGAAAUCCACUGGAUGAAAAUCAGCCAACUUUAUUUGCAAUAAGUGACAUUUAUUGUCAUAAUUUUAACACGUUAAAGAAAACACAUUCAAGGUAAAUCAUUCUGAUUUGUGAACACUUGGGUUUACAAUACCAAUUUUUGUGUAUUGUUAAAGACUUCAAAAAUCAUUGUUCAUAAGCAGUGUUUAUAAACGAUGUUUGAAAACAUAAUUUUCAGAGGCUUUAAAUGCCAGUAAAACAAAAUAUGUUCUAAAUAUAUUGUGUGUUGAUAAAUACAGUAACGCAUGUUGCAUGUGAAUAUUUUUGUUUUUUUAGGAGUUUCUUUUUUAGCAUGAUUCCGAAAUGUUUUGGAUCUUUGUUGCCUUAUUAAAUCACUGAUAUGCACAGGAAGCAUCAACCAAAGGUACAGUUACAUCAUCUUUGUGAAUGCCAAUAAAUUACUUAAUUUUACUGAAUAUUCCAUCACACUAGUUGAUGGCAUUUGUAUACCUGUGGCCUAAGAUGUGCUUGAUGCACAGAUGACAAAUAAAUCUGAUACUCAUGAAUGUCAAGAGGUGUUCAUAUUCAGAGGCAUUGACCCUUUACCUUUUAACAAGACAUUCUUA
Molecule: messenger RNA, 2594 nt
Organism: Sinocyclocheilus rhinocerous
Lineage: Eukaryota; Metazoa; Chordata; Actinopteri; Cypriniformes; Cyprinidae
Product: SWI/SNF-related matrix-associated actin-dependent regulator of chromatin subfamily D member 3-like
Exons: 13
Coding region: 1-1428 (475 amino acids)
Source: RefSeq, a predicted model, not a curated record